This is a messenger RNA of Micropterus salmoides (largemouth bass), 2240 nucleotides long. Its product is annotated as G-protein coupled receptor 4-like. The coding region runs from base 85 to 969 and encodes 294 amino acids. Gene Ontology annotation, molecular function: G protein-coupled receptor activity. Gene Ontology annotation, biological process: phospholipase C-activating G protein-coupled receptor signaling pathway; positive regulation of Rho protein signal transduction. The transcript has 4 exons. Lineage: Eukaryota; Metazoa; Chordata; Actinopteri; Centrarchiformes; Centrarchidae. Gene Ontology annotation, cellular component: membrane. The record is from RefSeq and is a predicted model, not a curated record.
CUGUUUGGAUGGAGAGGACAGCACAUCAGACAUUGAACUCAUUCAGGUGUGGUCUCGCAGCUUUCAAAGGUUUCACUCUGAAGAAUGGAAGAUUUCUACAUUAACAACACCUCACAGAACCAAAGCUCUGAUUACAGCAACAUCACCUUUGACUACAAUGUUGACAACAGCACCUCCUACUACGAUGAAAAAGCUAAAUCCAUCAUGUUUGUGGUGACAUGCUUAAUCAUUAGUAUCGGACUUCCUUUGACCCUUGUGGCCAUCUAUGCUCUUUAUUCUAUGGUGAGAAGGGAUCACGUUGCUCCGAUCUACGUCAUCAACCUUCUAAUUUCUGACCUCCUUCAGCUCUGCUACAUGAUCUUUGAGGUGGCAAACAUUAAGGAUGGGAAUGUACGUAAAAUCUUCUCUUUUAUUUACUACUCCGGUCUGAUUGCCAGUGUUGGGUUCAUGGUCUGCGUCGCCCUGGAAAGGUAUUUGGUCAUCGUCCACCCGCUGUGGUACCGCUUCAGACGAACCAUCAAGACCUCUGUGGUGGUCUGUGUCCUGGUUUGGGCCCUUCCUCUUGUCUUUUUCAUUAGUAUAUUUCUUGAGACUUAUGUGGAAUCCAACCAAGUCUUCAUCAUCAUCAUCCUCCUUCCCUUCCCACUGUUAAUAUUCUUCCUGGUUGGGACCUUCAGAGCCCUGUCUGCUUCCAUCUCGGUCCCCUCUGAUGAAAAACGACGAAUAGUUGGAGUUUUGUUGCUGGUACUGCUUAUUUACACACUGCUGUACCUGCCCACCAUCAUUAUGAUCCUGGUAGACCACUCGAACGAUACCCUCUUCUACCUGUCUUUCAUGUUAAUUAAGUUGAGUCCUCUUGCAGACUUAGUCCUGUAUGUCUUCAUGAGGAGGGGGACCAUAGACAAGCUUUUGGCCUCUGUGUGUUGUUGCAGAAUGGACAGCAAUGAAAUCAGCAGUUCAUCAGUAUGAAUGAUGACAAAAUUUCCACAGUCAGCUUCAUGUAGGCAGAGAAAGAGGGAGAGAGAGAAAGGGGAGGAAACAGGAGGAGAAAUGGAGGAGACGAGACAGAAAUGGGACUUGCUAAUCUUUUUAAUUUAGUUGUUUACUUUUUGUUCAUUGUUAAUAAUGUAUGUCUACUCAAAAUAUUGUUUUUUUUUUGUACAAAAAGGAAACUACUUAUUUUGUUUAUCUUUACUUAAAACUGAAAAACCUCCACUCUUCCAAUCCAAUAAAAAUCAAAACUGUGAAUGUUUGUCUUUGACCAACUUAGUGAAUUAAAACCUGCAAAUGUUCAACAGAAUCUCUGCUGGUUGACAAAUCUCUAUUGUCUAUAUGAACAUAAAGCCCAAACUGCUGCUACCAGGGAGGCAUCCUGCAUGUAUGUAAACUGCUUGUACACUGUAUGUUUCCCCUUUUUAAACGUGAGCUCAUUAUUACCUGAGAUCCAACAAUAACAAGCAGAUUUCUCAAACUGUCAGACUGUGUCUUUAAAUAACUUGUCUCUCUGCAGGGGACACUUUGCUAACCAACAAAAUGCAUUUUUGGAAGGUCAACUGCUAAAAGCUUAAAAGAAUGACUUGAUAAGCUGUACAGUUUAUACAAUUAUUAUGAUAAAGUAUAUCAAUUAGAAUUUAAUUAAUCAUACAUGUUAAAAAUUUAUUAUAAUAUAUUAAAUUCAAUAUUAAUUAUUUCAACUCCAUUCAGAGCUCACAGAUAUUAGAUAGAUAGAUCAGUAAUUUCCUUCUCCUCAGACAGAAAUACUGAUCCCUUCCAAACUAACAUCUUAUAUUUUAUGCUGGAUGUCUGACUGUGAUAGGAUUUCAUUAACUCUGCUCACUUUUCUGAAAAGGUUUUGGCUAAACUGAUGGAUAAAAAACAUUCACAUUGACAUACAGUCCUACCUGGAAGUCUGCUCAUGUGAAGACAGAACUGAAAAGCCACAAGCUAAAUGGCCUGUUGUAAUGUGAGCUGCAGUAAAGGUUUCAAUCCAGCUUGAAUGGCAGGCAGCUUUCAUAUUUUCAUGUGUGUAGAUUAACAGGUUAAAGGAAUGUCUUUUCUUGUAAACCAGCUUCAAUAAACUCACACUGUGUAAAAUAUUGUCCAGUAGGCCAGAGGAGUACCUGUACCAGCUCAACAUCAGUAGUCUAUCUCUUGUAAUUUACAGUCAUUCAUAUUCAUUCAGGAGAUGCUUUUGUCUUAAGUGACGUUGAAAUAAAAACGUUGGGUUGAGUUUAACCCUA